UUUUUGAUUGGCGUAGGCCAGACUGGUUUGAAAAGUAAAUUCGCGCUUAUGUCUAGGAAUUACAUUGGAAAUUCUACUAUGGAUCCUGAACUUGCUUUCAUACAAGCAAAUUUAGUUUUGGCUAGUCCAGGGAGUCUUUUGAUCGAUCCAUUUUGUGGAACUGGUGGUAUUUUAUUAUCAGCAGCUUAUUUCUGUUCUCACGUGCUUGGAGUAGAGAUUAAAUGGGAUGUAGCCAAAGCAAAGGGAAAAUCAUCAAGAGUUGGGGAGGGUUUUCUUGGAAGCGACCAAUCAGUAAAAGCUAAUUUUUCACAAUAUGGUUUGAAUGAUGGCCGUUAUUUGGGUGUUAUCUUAGCUGAUUCGUCAAAACAUAAAAUGUGGCGACAUUUUGGGUUUUUCGAUGCUAUUCUUGCAGAUCUUAAUCAGCAAAAGCAGCGACACAGAAAUUAUCCAGAAAAACAACAAUAUCAAAUUUCUUCAGUAUUUUUGGAUCUUAUGGAUUUAGGCGUUCGAUUAUUACGUAUUGGUGGUCGGUUGGCCUUUUGGUUUCCAGUGUGUAAAUCAGAGUAUUCAGAGAAGAUUUUGCCCAGAUCCGACUGCCUUCGAUUGGUCUACAAUUGUGAACAACCGUUACAAACGAAUACAGCAAGGCGGUUACUUGUUUAUGAAAAAAUAAAACAUUCUUUGGUCUCGGAAAAUGAUGUUUUGCUCGAGAAGGCUUAUGUCAUUGAUAAUUGUUACAGCAGAGAAUCUUUUCGUGAAAAAAUAUUUAAAAAUUCUAGUUAG
Meloidogyne enterolobii is the source of this 783-nucleotide messenger RNA. The record is from the annotation of a GenBank genome assembly. Lineage: Eukaryota; Metazoa; Nematoda; Chromadorea; Rhabditida; Meloidogynidae.